CAAUAUGACCUAAACAAUUCAUCCAUACUAAAACCAAGCUCUAAUAUCAAAAACAGCCUAAACGGAGCAUCUCCGGCUCGGCAGUCUUCACGAUGCAACUAUACGAACCUCAUCUAUGCAGUACCGAACCCCGCGUCAUGCCACCAAGACACAUUUAGCAUAAAUGCACGCUUAUAUUGUUACUGCUGGUAGCUAUGAUAUAUUCCUCGAGGGCGCUAAAUUCAUGUUUGUGGGAAACUAAACCAUGUUGUGCACAUUUUUACUAUACCUACUGUGUGCCAUUGUGGCCGCAGAGAAUGGAUCGCAGGGUUGGCUUCGCUAUGCGCCGGUUUCUUGUGAAAAGGCUUGUCAGGAUGCAUUGCCGUCGAGUGUUGUCGUUCUCAAUAACAAUGAGACAAGCCCGGUAUAUGUUGCCGGACAAGAGUUACAACGGGGUAUCCAACGGAUAUUCAACAAGACCCUCCCUGUCAACUACGGUGACUGCGCGGCUUCAUCGAUCAUCGUUGGUACUCUCGGAGACUACAAUUGUACCCAUAAUACCCCCGAACCAGAUGAGGAUGGCUUCGUGCUCAACACAACAGGCGACACAGUGCAACUGCUAGGCCAGAAUCAACGCGGUGCUCUCUACGCGGCGUUCGAGUAUCUGUCCAUGCUGGCACAGGGCAAUUUCUCCCGAGUUGCCUAUACAUCUAAUCCCCAUGCACCAAUACGAUGGGUAAACGAGUGGGAUAAUAUGGAUGGGAGUAUUGAACGUGGAUAUGCAGGGCCAUCGAUAUUCUUCGCCAACGGCACGGUUGCGGAAGAUUUAACUCGCGCCAGAGAUUAUGCGCGUCUGCUUGCUUCGAUCAGGAUCAAUGGGAUUAUCGUCAAUAAUGUCAAUGCUAACGCCACGCUGCUGGAAGCUCGAAAUAUCGACGGCCUACGCAGGAUUGCAGACGUUUUCCGGCCGUAUGGCGUGCAAAUUGGCAUAUCGUUGAAUUUCGCCUCGCCCCAGGAUUUCGGUGGCCUUGAUACUUUCGAUUCACUGAAUCCGUCUGUCGUGUCUUGGUGGGAGAACGUCACUAACCAGAUCUACCAGCGGGUCCCCGAUUUGGCAGGAUAUCUAGUCAAAGCUAGUUCAGAAGGCCAACCCGGUCCGUUGACAUACAACCGCACACUAGCUGAAGGAGCGAACGUCUUUGCGCGAGCACUCCAGCCGCACGAUGGAAUACUCAUGUUCCGCGCAUUCGUGUACGACAACAAUCUCAACGAGUCGAGCUGGACGGCCGAUCGCGCAAAUGCGGCGGUUGACUAUUUCAAGCCGUUGGACGGAGAGUUCGAAGAGAAUGUCAUUGUGCAGAUAAAAUAUGGACCGAUAGAUUUUCAAGUCCGUGAACCGGCGUCGCCUCUAUUUGCUAAUUUGAAUCGGACCAACGUCGCAAUUGAGUUGCAGGUCACGCAGGAAUAUUUAGGGCAACAGUGUCAUCUUGUUUAUCUGCCGCCGCUAUGGAAGACGGUUUUGGAUUUUGACCUUCAGGUUGAUGGGAAAGUAUCGCCCGUGAGGGAUGUGAUCCCGGGGAAGACGUUUAAUAGGCCUCUUGGGGGGUGGACGGCUGUUGUUAACGUGGGCACGAAUACGACAUGGCUUGGGAGUCAUCUUGCCAUGUCGAAUUUGUAUGCAUAUGGUCGACUGGCUUGGGAUCCGAUCGUUGAUUCGGAAGACAUUCUGCAAGAUUGGAUUCGUCUGACUUUCGGUUCUGACCAGCAUGUUUUGGAUACGAUCACAGAAAUGUCAAUGGCGUCCUGGCCAGCUUAUGAGAAUUACACCGGUAAUCUUGGUGAGCAGACUUUGACAGAUAUCAUCUACACCCACUACGGACCCAAUCCAGCCUCGCAGGACAACAACGGCUGGGGACAGUGGACACGCGCAGAUCGCCAAGGCAUUGGUAUGGACCGCACGGUGAAUAACGGGACUGGCUAUUCCGGGCAAUAUCCAGCAGAGGUGGCUCAGCUGUAUGAGGACAUCGACACCACUCCGGACGAUCUUUUGCUGUGGUUCCACCAUGUCAACUACACGUACCGUCUCCACUCAGGGAAAACGGUCAUCCAGCAUUUCUACGACGCGCACUACGACGGUGCGGAAACUGCUCACUCAUUCGUAGACAUGUGGGAGUCGUUGCGCGACAAGAUCGACCAGGAGCGGUACAACGACGUCCUGGCCCGGUUGAUCUACCAGGCCGGUCAUUCCAUCGUCUGGCGAGAUGCCAUCACCAACUUUUACCACAACCUCUCUGGUAUCCCAGACGAGAUGCAGCGUGUCGGUCACCAUCCGUGGCGCAUCGAAGCGGAGAGCAUGACCUUGUCUGGAUAUGAGCCGUAUGCAGUGUAUCCGUUCGAGACAGCCUCCAACGCCACUGCCAUUAUCACAUCGUCCAAUUCGACCGCCGGCAUGGCUUCAACAACACUAUCCAUCCCAUCAGGAACGUACAAUCUCGCAAUCAACUAUUACGACCUUCACGGUGGCGAGUCACUCUGGACGGUAUACCGCAACGACGAUCAAAUCGGACAAUGGACAGGCGACACCAAACUCGGCCACAUCCCCUCCACCUACCUGGACGGACAUUCCGCCACUCGUGUAACGUUUCGCGACAUCGAUUUACGGCCCGGAGAUGUGCUUUGGAUCGUUGGGGAACCGGAUGGAACCGAGCCGGCACCAUUGGAUUAUGUAGCGUUGCUUCCGGGGGGUGUUGUCGACUAGUGGGCGACCUCGAGUCGAGUUGGGCCUUUUAGUAGAGGCACCGUCAACAGCGUUCUCAUUCUUCAAAUCCACCCCCGAUAGGGCUUACCUGUCAUGUCUCAGCUGACGCGCCAAUAGCGCAGCGUAGGUAGCAUACUUAGUAUGUAGAGAUGCACAAUACAGAGGUAGAGGGGUCGCAGAUCUGAUGAGUUCCGGAGAACUCCGUAGGCCCCUAUCUUACUGCCGCGAAUCACCGCCUGCCAUAUAUCGCUGCUCU
Molecule: messenger RNA, 2993 nt
Organism: Aspergillus ruber CBS 135680
Lineage: Eukaryota; Fungi; Ascomycota; Eurotiomycetes; Eurotiales; Aspergillaceae
Gene: aguA
Product: alpha-glucuronidase
Exons: 1
Coding region: 245-2737 (830 amino acids)
Biological process (GO): xylan catabolic process
Cellular component (GO): extracellular region
Molecular function (GO): alpha-glucuronidase activity
Source: RefSeq, a predicted model, not a curated record